Messenger RNA from Paramecium tetraurelia, 3459 nucleotides. RefSeq lists its product as uncharacterized. The record is from RefSeq and is a predicted model, not a curated record. Gene Ontology annotation, cellular component: nucleus; centrosome; centriole. Lineage: Eukaryota; Ciliophora; Oligohymenophorea; Peniculida; Parameciidae. Gene Ontology annotation, biological process: centriole elongation; cilium assembly. Gene Ontology annotation, molecular function: tubulin binding. The transcript is spliced from 4 exons.
AUGUAUUAGCAGCGUAGCACUGUUGGAUAGUCUAUCUUCUAAAAUGAUAUUCCCACUUAAAACAUUAACCCAAAUGAUGUUAUGAUGUAAAAUAUGAUGAAAAUGUUUUAAUCUCAAAUGAUUUCAAUGAUGCAAAGCCAUUCAUCUGGAUUCGAUUUGGAGAAAUUUUAUAUGCAUAAAGUGAAUGAUAUGAAUUAGUUUUAUAAUUAAGUGAAACCAGAUGAAUGUUAAUUGUAGCAAACCUCCCAAUUCAUAAAUGCUUAUAAUCCAAAUAAAUAUUAUGAAGAAACCUAUACAAAUACAAAUAGAUAGCUAAAUUUUGAUGAUAUCCCUGUCUCAAAUACUAACAACAACGAAUUCCAAGAUUACAAUCUUUAAUAAAAUGAAUAUUUUAAUCAACAAAAGAAUAAUAAUCAAGAUUAAAAACCAAGAGGUUCGUAAAAAUAGGUUGAAAGAGGAUAUUAUAAUCAAUUUGAUGAUGAUUAAAAUUCAAUCAGACAAUCCUCACAUAAUUUUGAGAAUGAAGAUUACAAUAGACAUUAAUCAAGGUAAUUUAUGAAUUCAAACAUCAAUUAAAAAUAAUCCAAUAAUAAUAAUGAUCAAACUAAUAAUAAAUAUAAUAAUCAAAGAAAUUAAAAUAAUGAAAAUAAUUAUUAAAAAAAUAUAAAUAGAAGUCAAUAUAAUAAUGAAGACAAUUAAUAUCGAAAGCAGUCUAAUCCUUUUGAUGAAAUGCCGAUCAAGCCAAUGCAAUAGAAUCAAUUUGAAGAUAAUAUGAUUAAUCAUAAAUAGCUCGAAGAUAUUUCCAACACAAUUAAAAAUGAAGAUUAUAAUAGAAAAAAUUCUGAAAUUUUCUAAGAAAUAUAAAGAAAGAAUAGUUAAAUGGAAGAAUAACCAAAAAAAAAGUUGAAUUAUUAAAAUUCGUAUGAUGCUUUUGAUGAAAUGCCAAUUAAACCUACAAAAAUUAAUGUUUUUGAUGAAAUGCCUAUCAAACCAACUAAAUAAAAUACCUUUGAUGAAAUUCCAAUAAGACCUGCUAAACAAGGUACCUUAGAGGAAAUUCCCAUAAGACCUGCUAAAUAAAAUUCCUUUGAUGAUAUUCCUAUAAGACCUGCCAAAUAAAAUUCAUUUGAUGAUAUUCCUAUUAAACCUACAAAAUAAAAUGUUUUCGAAGAAAUACCAAUCAAAACUGCUAAAUAGAAUGCUUUUGAUGAUAUUGCAAUAAAACCUACAAAAAAAAAUUCAUUCGAUGAAAUUCCAAUUAAAUCCAAUUAUCAGAAUUAAAUAGAAGAUUAAACUAAUGGAUACUCUAAAUAAAAUAAUUAAGUGAAUGAAAGAGCUAAAUAAAAUUAAAAUGCAAAACAAUAACCUAAAUACUAAGUUGAGGAUAAUCAAAUGAAAACCUAUAAAAAUUAUGAAGAAAUAUCAAUAAAAUCCACAAAGCAUUAAAAUUUGGACACAUUACCUGAAAGAAAUCCUUUUCAAAGACAGUAAAAUGAAAAUUUAGAAUAAAAUCAUGAAGGUUAAGUAAAUGUUAAGAAAAAGCCUUUUUUGAAAAAAGGUACAAGAUAAUUUUUAUCAAAUGCAUAAUAAAGAUCGGACAUAGCAAAAAAGGAACAUGAAGAUAUUAUGAAAGAAAAUAAUGCAAUUGGUAAUCCAAUUAUGCAGAACUAAAAUUUUUAGGCUAAACCAUAAAAAUCAUCUAUUCCUUCAAGAUUUGAAAAAUAAGAGUAGAGAGAAGUGUAAAAUAAAACAAAGCGAUCAGAAACACCUAAAGAAUAGCCUAAGCCAAAGUCAUAAAAUUAACAAUAAAAGUAAAAAGAACAUUAAAAAUAGUAAGAAAGUUAAUACUCACCUCAUCUUUCAAGUAAAGAGUAUUAGUUUGAUAAUAAUGAAGAUUGGAAUAAGGAGUAAACUACUUAAAAUUAAAAAAUCACUUCUUCUUAUUUUGGUUUAAAAAAAGAGGUUAAAGUUGAGAAAUCAAAUCAUUCUGAAAGUGAAGAGGAUAGUACAAAAAAUUAAGUUUAAGAUAAAAUAAGUAAUCUUAAUAUGGAAAUAGCUAAAUUUAAAAGUGAAAAUGAUAAAUUAAAGAAAACAUAAGGAAAAUAUGAAGAGUUAUUAAAGUAAUUAUAAAGGGAAAGAGAUGAAUGGGAAAAGUAAAAAGAAAAUGAGAAAUUGUAAUUGGAUGAAUGGAAAGAAGAAGAGAAAAAGAAAAUGUUGAGAGAAAAAAGAGUGUUUGAAAGAUAAGCAAAGUCUAAUUAAAGCAUUCCCAAUAGAAAGGAAAAGGAAGAGAUAGAAUAACUUAAAUAACAAGUUUAGAAAUUGUAGGAAGAGUAAAAACUUAAAGAUUAAAAAAAUAAAUUGGCUUAUGAUAGAAUUAGGAAAUAAUAUGAAGAAGUAAAUCAAAAGAAUCAAGACUUAUAAUCAGAACUAAAAGCAUUAGAAUUAAGACUUUUAGAAUAAAAGAAACCCUCUUAUGUGUAAUCUUAAACUUCAAUUUAACCAAAUAAAUAAUAAUAGAUACAAAUUAAAUAAAAUUAAUCAGUCAUAUCAUAAAAAUAAGAAGUUCCUCCUUAAAAAUUAAGAAAUCAAAGUCCUCAAAGUGUUCCUGAUGAUUAAUCAUUUAAAGAAAAAAAAUCAAUAUAGGAUAGGAAGAAUUAUUAUUUAGAUGAAGAUGAAGAUGAUUUUGAAAAUGAAAAUGAAAAUGAGAAUGAUGAUUACUAAAAAAACGAUGAGGAAGAAGAUGAUGAUGAUAAUUAAAGUGAUGCAUUAUCUGAGAAGUAUGAAGAUAUAAUGGAGAAAUCAAUGACUUAAAAAUCUAAAACUAAUAUUUCAAAUUAAUAAAAAUAAAAAAAAUACGAUUUAGUAAGUAUGCAAGAUCAAGACAUACCAUUUACGAUAAAAAACAUAAAUAAUUUAAUUAGUGAAUAAGAAUUCAUAUAUGAUUAGAAUCGCUUUUAUUUAAUGUAUAAGAGAAAUAAGGAGUUGCCAUCUAAAAUAGUUAAUUAGAAUGUAGGUUCUGAUGGGAAGGUUUCUAGAUAGUAUGCAAACGGAAAAAAAGAAGUAGUUUUUCAUAAUGGAGUCAAAAGAGAAGUGUUCCCUGAUGGAUAUGUAAUCGUUCAUUUUACUAAUAAAGAUGUAAAAUAGACUCUACCAAAUGGAACAAUAAUUUAUUUUUUUGCAGAUGCCCAUACAACUCAAAUAACUGUACACAGUGGUCCAAAUAUUUAUAGAUUUUCGAAUUAAUAGAUUGAAAUCCAUUUUGCAGAUGGUAGAAAGGAGAUUAGGUUUGGAGAUGGCACUGAAAAGUAUAUCUCAACAAAUGGCGAAGAAUAAACCUUUUUCAGUGAUGGCAUUAUCCAAAGGAUAGAUAGCAAGAAAAUAAAAUAAAUAGAAUAUCCAAAUGGAAAUAUUGAUAUAAUAUAUCCUGAUGGACAAAAACAAAGAUAAAUUAAAAAAUGA